AUGGCAAGCUUUAAGGACAUUCUUCGCAACAUUUCUGCAAAUAUAAAUACUUCGAGUCCAGAUCUUCAAUCUAUAUUAGAUAUCGUUGAAGUGUUCAAAACAAGCCAAGAACAUCAUUUAGAAUUUGAGAAGGCUCAUAAUGGUUCCUUAGAAUUAAUUUCAAUAUAUAGCUCUGUACAAGACUCUGAAAAACUUGUAUUUUUUUUCAAGUGUAUACGAGCUUUGCUUGGGGUUCUUGGACCUGAUAGUUUUAUACUAGAUUGGUGGGAGGCCGUCUUACAGCCUGUUCUACGCUCUCCAUUAUAUUAUAAAGAUGUUGUGGCGGAGGUAAAAGGAAUCACGCAAGACAUUUUAUCAUGUAAUACUAGCUGCGUACUGAAAUUUAGAGCUACAAUCAUUGAAUUAUAUAUAAAAGAGUUUGAUUUUGUGGGAAAAGCAGCUGGGGAAGAAGAUGGAGUUAUAGGGGAGGAGGCACAUGCAUUUUGGUGCCAGAAUUUAGAGAGUGUGCUUAGAGGAUUUGGUGCGGUGCAAACUAAGGAUUUCUUUGACUUGCUGAAUACAUAUUUCGUACAAUGUGAAUAUCGAUUAAAGGUUUUGACUCUAUUGUGUGAAUUCAUUCGACGGCAGACCAUGUAUAUUCAUCUGAUCUUAAAGACGCGUCUUUUUGAUUCAUUAUUAACUUCCCUUCAGAAAGACACUUCAACUACUCUCCUUUCUUUAUCUUUGACCACAUUAAUAAUGCUCAUGCCUCAUAUCUAUACGUCAGUAAUUCCCUAUCUUCCCCAAUUGUAUGUUAUAUUUACUCGCAUUCUCUGUUGGGAUAAAAGAACUUCACGCUCUGCAGUAUUCGAAGAUGAUGACAAUCGCACAUUAUUGUUGGGAGAAGAAUCCUCAAGUGAAGAAAAACGUACACGUAAACCAAGCAAUGGAAUUGGUUGGCAACGGUUUGAUUCAACCUUCGAUACUGCACCAUCUACGCCUCCCGAUUGUCGACAACUUUUUACCUUUCUAUAUGGAAUGUUUCCAUGUAAUACUGUCAAAUUUCUACAGAAUCCUACUGGCUGGGCUCAGGAAAUGAAUUAUGUGCAUAUGUCAGAAGAAAUUGAUGAUGACGUGAUACGUUCCAGAAGUCGGCCUCUUUUUCGACGUCAUACACUGCAUCCAGAUUUAAUUUUGAGUAACUACAAGAAAGAAUUGUCGGACACCAAAAGGUGGAUGAAGCUCGAGCCUGCUGAUGUUGUAGCUGAAUGUAUCGGUUAUGAUAUAGAAAGCGCACUUGCUGUAUCGAAAUCUAAAAUUAAAAUUAAAAUAGAGGAGCCCAAAAAAUUCAUCGAGGAUAUAGAUUUUCCUUUGAAUGAAUUACAUAAAAAGGAAAAAACGAGGAGAGCUUCACAAGCUAUUUCAAUACAUGACAUCUUGGAAGUUCAUCAAGCAUUAAAGAGUGGGGUUGAAAUAGUUGUUGGCGAUGAUCCUUGGCCUGAACCUACUAAGAUGAACAUAACAAUACCACUGCAAAUAACUUCAAAUAAUGCUGCAACUAUUGCAUUUCUUCAACGGGAAAUAAUGUUACUUAGAAAUGAAUUGAAUUUUGAGCUUUAUUUAAAACAACAGCAUCUACAACACAUAGGCCGUCUUCAUCGUGAUCAUGUUUUAGACGCUAGUGUUGAAGCAGAACGACAAAAUUUAUAUAAUACAUGUCGCACCUUAAAAACACAAUUGGCAAGUACUCAAUUAGCUUUUGAUAGACAGAAAUCGGAAACUGCUAGUAACAAGAAAAAGCAAGUACAUUGGGAAAAUGAAUUGCACACCAAAUUAAAAGCUUUAAGGGAAGAGAAGAGAGAAUGGAAGUCUAGCAUAGAUAAAUUGACACAGGAGUUGGUAGAAGCUAAGGUUUUCGUUCCUCCAUAUAAUCACACCUCGGGGCCAGAAAAAAAUGACUUUAAAAAUGUUAUGGCGGUCAAAGUUUCGAUGCUUCAUAAUAGCUGGAAGCUUGUUAAUGAAAAUCAAACUAAGCGGAUUGAUGAUUCGAACUCAAAGGUCGUUGCAUUAGAGAAUCAGCUCAAAAUGGAAAAAGAAAAACUUGAAAAGUUAACGGAAUUAGAACAUCGAAAUUAUCAAUUGAUUAAACAACUCUUACUUUGGCAAGAAGAUACGUUGAAAUUUCAAAAGCAGAAACAACAAAUGGAAAGUUUGGUUACGCAUUGGCACAAGUCACAAAUUUUAUUGCAGACUUGCGAUCAAGAAAUUAAUAAAUUAAGAGCUAUAAUAAAUGAGAAAUCGCAGAUUAUUGACGACUUAAAUAUUAAGCUGCGAAAGUCUUCUGGCAAAUCUAAAGACGAAGAUUCAGCUUUUUCGAAACAGAUGAAAUUAUGGAGUAUUGAACGUAACAAGUUUUCUCGAGAUUUCCAAAAACUGGAAAAGGAGUAUGAAAAAGCUAGAGGGAAAAAUGAAGAAUUGGAGUCACGCAUAAUUGAGCAUACAGCUGAAAUCGAGCUACUAAAUCAUCAGUUGAAGCUCAAUAACCGAGACAAGGAGCUUUGA
Ambispora gerdemannii is the source of this 2541-nucleotide messenger RNA. Lineage: Eukaryota; Fungi; Glomeromycota; Glomeromycetes; Archaeosporales; Ambisporaceae. The record is from the annotation of a GenBank genome assembly.